CGGAAGGAAGGAGGGAUGAAGGAGUGAGCCGACAAGCCUCGUGAUCCACGGUGGCAGGAAAAAGAGUACAGCAGGUCGAAUCGAAGCGCUGUAAUCGGACGGUAGAGAGGAGGGGAAGGAGAGAGAGAGAGGAGGACACUGAGGUCGGAAGCAGCAGGUGCAGGGAGGCGAACCCGGACUCAACACAUUCUCGGUUUCUUUUUCUUCUUCUUCUUCUUCUUCUUCUGCAGGGAGGCGAACCCGGACUCGACACAUUUUCGGUUUCUUCUUCUUCUUCUUCUUCUUCUUUUUCUUCUUUUUCUUCUUGUUUUCUUCACCGGGCUACAGCGAUCAGGGGAGUGUGGGGCGAAGAAGUGGGGGAGGAGGAAGGUGUCUCGAGGCCCGAGUUCUGCGAGAGCAGGAGGGAAGCUCCUUGUGUGUGUGUGUGUGUAUUUCGUUCGUUGUUUCUGGGAGAGAGAAAAAGAGAGAGAGAGAGAAAGAGAGAGAAGAUGGUGAAUUUGUUGCCCCCCAUGCAUUGGAUCACCGACCUUGUGGUGGUCCCGAUCGGGUUGAUCGCGUUGCCGCUGGUCGCGACCGGCUCGGCGGUGUGCAGAACUGUGUCGUGGAUGUUCACACGGCGCGUCAAGCCACGUGGCAAGGCCAUCGUCAUCACGGGGGCGUCGUCUGGCAUCGGUGAGCACAUAGCAUACGAGUACGCAAAGGCCGGGGGGAAGCUGAUUCUCGCUGCGCGCCGAGUUGACAACCUGAACGCGGUGGCGGACGCGUGCAGAGAGAAGGGAGCGAUGGAGGUGGAGGUGGUCGCUGCCGACGUCGCCAAGGAGGACGACUGCCAGAAGAUCAUUCAGACUGCUGUGGACAAGUACGGCGGCGUCGACAUCCUCGUGAAUAAUGCCGGCGUCCUUCAGUCUUUCGAAUUUGAGCAGCUGAAGGACUUAAAGGCGGCGCGUCAGCUGAUGGACAUCGAUUUCUUUGGUAAUGUCUGGCCCACUUAUUACGCGAUUCCGCACCUGACCAAGAGCCGCGGCCAGGUGAUCGUCAAUUCGUCGAUGGCGGCGUUCUUGCCUCAUCCUAGACAAGCCUUUUACAAUGCAGCCAAGGCUGCGUUAUUCAAAUUCUACGACGACCUAAGGACAGAGCCGUUUGGUAGAAGCGUAGCGAUAACCAUAGCGACUCCAGGUGUCAUCUCGUCGGAGUUAACGGAAGGGAAGUUUGUUAAUGAGACGGGAGAGUGUGUGUGGGAUGAAGGAAGGCCGGAGGUGCACUUCGGGCCGAUGUUGUCGUCUCGAAUUAAGACGGAGGUGGCCGCUAAGGGUAUCGUAGCUGGGGCUUCGAAGCGGCAGAGGUACGUUGUCGUGCCGGCGUACUUCAACAUUUUCGCUUUGUACCGCUUCUUCGCGCCGGGCGCUACUGAUAACGUUCUUCACCGCAUUAUGUACAGAAGCGAGCGCCCCGGCAAAUCCCUGACGGGAAGGCUGGCCUGCAAAUUGGGAUUGAGAUCGUCGGCUGGGUCGUCUGAAGCGGGCGAAGGAGAGGAGACGGCGGCAGCAGCAGCAGAAGGAACCGUGCCGGAGACAUCAGGAGAGGAGAAGAAAGAGGCUUAGGAGGGGUGGUUGGUGAUUGGUACUCGACGAGAGCUUCACGGACGUGUUCACGGAGUGAACGGAGCCUAAUGGAAAUGUCGAUGGAUCUUAACGAACAUGGAGACGGAGCCUAAUAGACGGAGCCUAAUAGACGGAGCCUAACGGUGGUCGUUGCACUCUCUAUUGUUCGCUGGUCGUUGACUCCCUAACGGAAAUGUCGAUGGAUUGAUUGAGCAUGCUGACGGAGCCUAAUAGACGGAGCAUAACAGAAAGGUCGAUGGAUCUUAACGAGCAUGCUGACGGAGCCUAACGGAAAUGUCGAUGGAUCUUAAGUCGUUCAAGGCGGCCGAGGCGGCCGCUGACCUUCACCGACAUGCUAACGGAGCUUAACGGAGGGAGCUUAGCGGACAGGAGUCGUUCAAGGCGGCCGCUGGAAAAUGAAAAGUCGUUGAGCGCCGCCGCUGAAAAAUUUCGCCCAUAAAAUUCUGAAGCGCGCUGUAGAUUUGAGGGGCAAGGUAGUCGGGAUUGGGAUGGUGUAGGGACGAGUCGGGGUCGGGGAGACGUGAGCAUGAGUCUUCUGCGAUGUGGCGGCGAAGUUUACGACUCAUGCAGAGGACUGCAAAUGCACCGGUGGUUUGACUUCGUGGAUUUCUCUAGGGACUCUAGAAAGAGGUCUAGGGACUCUAGAAAGAUCUAUGGACUCUAGAAAUAGAAUCUAUGGACUCUAGAAAGAGAAGGACUAGGGACUCUAGAAAGAGGAGAUCUAGAGACUCUAGAAAGUGGAGAUCUAGGGACUCUAGAAAGAGAAGGUAAGAGGGUCCUGGAGGGAGGUGUUGUAUUCUGUUCAUGAUAUUGAGAAUAGAGAAACUUGUGACGUGGUAGGUUUUAAGCCUCACAGGGCGUGACUAGUUGUUUGAUGGCCAACGGUGGUUUGACUUUGUGGACUUCUGUAGGGAAGUAGCGUUGUCAGGGGUCAGCUCAACAGAAGAUACGGUCAGUUUGAUUGUAUCUAGAGUGGAAGUUACGCGGUUAUUGGAGGUAUAACGACCCCACGAUGUAUUCGGUUUAAAAGGUUAGUGAUGAAAGUAGCCUAGUAGAAUGUUUCCUGUGUGGGAAUAGAUAAGAGUGAAGUCAGGACGUAGGACGUAGAGUAUCGGUAGAUGACACUGAUCAGCGAGAGGAUGGGUGUAAAAGAGCGACCGACAUGAGGAAAUAAAUCACGUCGAGGAGUGUGACAUAUAAGUAGGUUAAUAAUUUUGAGAACGUUUUAAGGUUGGAUAUAGUUUUGUCGUCUAGAUGUCGAGGUAUGAUUGGGUUGAUAUCGGCUGUAUGAUUUGGUUGAUAUCCGCAGGACAGGUUGUUGACUCAGUACGUGAUUCGGCCGGGAAAUCGGCCUGCUUGUUUGAAUAAUUGCUUGCUGUCGGGAGGGAGGGAGGCGGUGGAAAUGCCGAAAACUAUU
This is a messenger RNA of Chara braunii, 3039 nucleotides long. The record is from the annotation of a GenBank genome assembly. NCBI's taxonomy places the organism in Eukaryota, Viridiplantae, Streptophyta, Charophyceae, Charales, Characeae.